UCUCUCUCUCCCCUUCAUCUCACCUCCAGCCACUCAGCGCUCCCUCUCCCUCUUCAGCAGCACCGCCCGCUCUCAUUCUCUUUCUACCUUUUUCUCUCUCUCGCUCCCUUUUUUUCCUAUCUCUCCUUCUCUCUUUGGCUCACAGAAGGUUCCCAGGCUCCUGGUCCGUCCUUUCUGUCCUUCUGCCCGUCCGCCUGACCGUCCGACGAUCCCACUGAAGCUCCAGCACCAACCGGGACCCAGACUCUCACAAAGCUGCCGAGAUGGCGAUGAACAGCAUUCUCAAAGCUGCCGAUAUCAAGAAAGCCCUAGACGCAUUCGCAGCGGCUGACUCGUUUGACCAUAAGAAGUUCUUUGAGAUGGUGGGUCUGAAGGCCAAGUCAGCUGAGGAUGUGAAGAAAGCCUUCCUGGUGCUGGAUGCUGACGCCAGCGGAUUCAUAGAGGAGGAGGAGCUCAAGUUCGUACUGAAGGGAUUUGCCUCAGACGGCAGGGACCUGACCGACAAAGAAACCAAAGCGUUCUUAAACGAAGCCGACAAGGACGGAGACGGCAUGAUCGGCAUCGACGAGUUCGUUGCCCUGGUGCACGAGUAAUAGACACAUCCCUAAACCGACUAGUGCUCCACCACCCGGCCCCGAUAUUCCCCCUCUCCCAGUCUGCAGCAUCCCCCCUCCACCUCAUCCCUCACUGACACCCAGCUCUCUCCCACUCUAGCGCACUACUACUACUACUACUACUACUACUGCACUGGAGGAAUGGGGUCGUGGCUCCCGCCCCCCACCCCGCUAACUACCCCUCUCCACCACUCCCACCCACAACCUAUUUAUUUUUUCCUUUUUAUACAAAACGUAUGUGUUUCUGUUUAUGUAUAGUUAUCAGACCGCCUGGAAGGCCAAUAACCUCAAGUUAAAAUAAUAAUGUAGAUAUUUCAAAAUGAGAGAAAGUCAUUUUACUUCACCCCCCUUUUACUCUGUCCCUCUUCCCCCACUCUUUAUCUUUAUCUGUCCCUUGUUUCUGUCUCUUUCUAUCUCUAUUUCAACUUUCUGGCACUGCUCCUUUCCUUUCCUCCCCUCUCUCCUUCGGUAAUGAGCUGUUGUAAAAACACACCAAAAGAUGAAGCUGUGAACGAACAAACUAAAAGAAAUAAAAAAAUGCAUCAAGAA
Messenger RNA from Salvelinus fontinalis (brook trout), 1163 nucleotides. RefSeq names its product parvalbumin-7-like. The coding region runs from base 264 to 593 and encodes 109 amino acids. Gene Ontology annotation, cellular component: nucleus; cytoplasm. The record is from RefSeq and is a predicted model, not a curated record. NCBI's taxonomy places the organism in Eukaryota, Metazoa, Chordata, Actinopteri, Salmoniformes, Salmonidae. Gene Ontology annotation, molecular function: calcium ion binding. The transcript is spliced from 5 exons.